AGCUUUGCUUUAGAGCUUCCUGGCUCUUUGGCUUGAAGCCGCCGCUGCGGUAGUGAGCCUGCGUCACUGCAGCUGUCCCGAUGACGACGGAUCUGGGACUGCUGUCAGGUGGCUUGGCUUGGCUUUGGGAGAAGGCUGCAGUGGUAGGCUGCCAUGGAUACAGGACUAGGCACGGGGCGGGCUGCUGACUUCCUGUAAACCGCCAUACGAUGGAUAAAUAUUCUGCAGUCUGAAUCUCUGCCUUCAGCCUGACUGAAGCUGAACAUGGUAGCACUGGUGCUAGGCUUGCUCUGUGAGAGCUGGUUCAUCCUUCAUUCGGUUUCAUUGGCUUAUUUGUGAGAUAUGUGAAGCUGUAUGUUUUGAAACUGCUCAGACAGAAAUAGCAGAAAUAUCACUUUCUGGCUAUUCACUAGUGGCUUGUGAUGGUUGGUAAAGCUUCAGACAUACCUCAGUGGAGGGCAGUACACCUGUGAGGAUAAGAAGAAGUAAAGUGAAUUCUCAUGCAAACGUCAUCUCUGAAUCUGAUCUCGAGAAAAUGGAAAAAUCUGAAACAAAAUUGGAUAUAGAAGAGCCUCCAGGGGAACAAAAAACUUCUAAUAAGAGUAAAACUGUGUAUCUAGCAGAUUCAGUCAGUGAAUUGCAUGCUGAUGGAGAUGUCUCUGAAGCAGAAUCAAAUUGCUCCUCUGUGUCUGGUCUUCAAACACCUUUUAUAAGAAUAACAAGAAGGCGGAAAAUUGUAGUUCCUUGUCAGCCAGAGACACCAGCGAAAAACAGGCAAAGCAAGAAAGCUCUUCCAAAUGAAAGAAGCAAAUGCCAAGAUGAUGAUGAUAUAUCUGAAGCAGAAUCAUGUUCAUCCACUGUUUCAGGAGUGAGAACCCCAAGUGUUCUGAGAACAGCUAGAAGGCAGCAAGUCUGGACCAAUAUAUCACCAGUGUGUGAAGCUCAAACUGAAGAGGUCUCCGAUGCAGAAUCUUGGUGCUCAGGUAUUUCCUUAGAACCAUCAGUUAAGUUUCAACGAAUGACAAGGAGCAUGCGGCUAAAAUUGCAAGCAGAAACAUCAUCACAGUCUGAAAGAAAAAGUGAAGUUGUGGUGGAUGAUGCAAAAUCGCCUGAGUAUGCAGCUGGGUCUCAGACAAUAGUAAUCUCUGACUCUGAACAACCCACAAAAUCUCAUUUAGAUGCUGAGCAAUCAUCCAGUCUAUCAUCGGAUCAGGUAAAUGAGCAACUGAGCUCUUGUAAAACUAAGUGCCAUUCCAGAUCUGAUACCAGCAAUGAGCUAACAAGGACUUCCUCAAGUAGUCCUGAAAAAGUCAUGAGUGAAUGUGCCAAAAAGUCACCUAAGAAAGAGGCACCGAAGAAAGAGAAUUAUGAAGCUGUGGGUAAUGUAGAACUAAAGGCAGAAAUGGAUAAAGAUGCAAGGGAAUCAGAUACACAACAAAUAUUAGCUGCUGUAUAUGAAGUAGCAGAAAGCCCAGAGGAAAUAUGUAAUCAAGCCAUAACAGAAUCCACAAACGUAAUGGAAAUCCAGUUACCUAUAAAGAGUACAGACAUAUGUCCAUAUGAUCACAGAAGGUCUGAUCAAUCUAAUGAGUCCCCAAAACAGACAACUCCUAGUAAAAACAAAAGAAAUCUGAAACCCCAAAGACAAAGCUUUUUGCAUCAUAUAGGAGAAAUAAUAGAUGUGGAUGAGCCAUCUGAAGUAGGUCACUUACAAAAUACUAUCCCAUCACAAACUAUUGACAGCAGUGAUGAAGAUGACAGAGUUUCUCUUGCAAGUAUCAACAGUGAUGGAAGCUCAGAGCAGCCAGUGGCCAAAUCCUCUUUCACUGCAGCCAAAACUAUGAGGCAUGACAGAUGCCCCACUGUGUCGCUUCUUACAAGUGAUGAGACUGACGAAUCUGAAAAUAGUGAUGUGGAAGAAAUGAAUGCCAUGGAAACAACUGCUAGUCGUACUGAUACCAGUAAUCAAAGGGCAUCAGCAGUGGGCAAAUCACAGGAUGGAGGGGUAUUUGUCAUUGAUAAAACUCCCGGCUUAGAUCCCAGCAAAGCAUACUAUUUAGAGGAGGAAGAAGAGGCCGUGACUGAUGAACAAAGUGAGGAAUCCUCAGAGCUGGAAGACAAUGAAGAGGCAUUCAUAGAUGAGGCUGAAGAUAUGUUGAAUGUAAAUAACAAAAUCUUAUCCCUUUCGAGCAGCAUUGAUCCUGGUCUCGAUGUUAAGCAGCUUGGAGGCUUAUACAUUAGCUUUGAUGCAGGAAAGCAGAAGCCUAGGUCUCAUGGAGUUGUGUCACUAAAAGAGAAAAAAAAAGAUGAGCUCUUGAAAAAGAGUAUUAUAACUGCAGAUUUUGAAAAAAAAGAAUGUAUUCCACCCUUAAGAGAAUCAGCCUACCAAUUAAAGAAACAACGUAGGGCAGAGCGAGAGAAAACCACAGGAGAUGGCUGGUUUGGUAUGAAAGCUCCAGAAAUGACAGAUGAAUUAAAAAAUGACCUGAAGGCUUUGAAGAUGAGGGCAGCCAUAGAUCCUAAAAGAUUUUAUAAAAAGAACGAUAGAGAAGGUCUUCCCAAAUAUUUUCAGGUUGGAACUGUUGUAGAUUCUCCAGUCGAUUUUUAUCAUGCUCGAAUUCCCAAGAAAGAAAGGAAGAAGAAUAUUGUGGAAGAACUUCUAGCAGAUUCGGAGUUCAGAAGAUAUAAUAAAAGGAAAUACCAGGACAUCAUUGCUGAAAAGGCAGCUCUUGCAGCAGGCAAGAAAAAUCGGAAGAAGAAGAAAUUUCGCAAUAAUGUUUGAAACAAAGAAGAAUGGACUUAAUUUUCAUAAUUAAUUUAUGUGCAAAUACUGGCCUGCAAUGUAUCAUGACAGCAACAACAGGACAAGAGAGGCAUUGUUUUCCAAACAGUAUUUUGGAAGUGAAAAUGACAUACUGAAAAAGAGUAUCCAGUAGGGACCAUAGAAUUAGACUUCUGAGGAAAAAAGUAAUCAUGUGCAAAAGAAGAGUUCUGAAAAUACAUAGGUUAACUUAAAUUAGAAACCUCAUAAAACUCAAUCUUUAUAUUUGGCUUUUAUAGAAAUGUAUAAAAUCUCUGUACAUUUGCUCAUUAAAAACUUUUUAAGAAUUCACAA
This is a messenger RNA of Varanus komodoensis (Komodo dragon), 3115 nucleotides long. RefSeq names its product deoxynucleotidyltransferase terminal interacting protein 2 (gene DNTTIP2). The transcript is spliced from 7 exons. Gene Ontology annotation, cellular component: nucleolus. The record is from RefSeq and is a predicted model, not a curated record. The coding region runs from base 536 to 2782 and encodes 748 amino acids. Gene Ontology annotation, biological process: RNA processing. Gene Ontology annotation, molecular function: RNA binding. Lineage: Eukaryota; Metazoa; Chordata; Lepidosauria; Squamata; Varanidae.